Amphiprion ocellaris (clown anemonefish) is the source of this 1397-nucleotide messenger RNA. RefSeq names its product putative methyltransferase-like protein 7A. NCBI's taxonomy places the organism in Eukaryota, Metazoa, Chordata, Actinopteri, Pomacentridae. Gene Ontology annotation, molecular function: S-adenosylmethionine-dependent methyltransferase activity. The coding region runs from base 152 to 898 and encodes 248 amino acids. The record is from RefSeq and is a predicted model, not a curated record. The transcript has 2 exons.
AGUUCCAGGGGAAGCUGUUUCCAGCAGUGGGGCAGGAAAAUGGGGAGACUUCAGGGUUCUUGCGCCGUUGUGUGGUCAAAGUGGGACAUGCUUGGUCAGGAAUAAACAGUAAUCCUUUGAGCUGCUAAAGUCGUGAAGCAGAAAGGUUUCAAUGAAGAGAAAGAUGAGGUUUUGUCUCAUGAAACUGUGCAGAUUACUGUGUUUGGCGCUGACUUUUCCUCUCCAUGUGAUGGAGGCUGCGGGCCUCUACGGUGUUUACAAACGUCUGUUUCCUCUGCUCGCCUACAACAUCACGUUUUCAUACAACGACAAAAUGCACAAAACCAAGAGGGAGCUUUUCAGAAACGUGGCCAAAUUUGCGGCCGACGACGGCUCGCUUCGCCUGCUGGAGAUCGGCUGCGGCAGCGGGGCGAACUUUAAGUUUUACCCGGACGGCUGCACGGUGGUCUGCACGGACCCCAACCCGCACUUCGAGGGCUUCCUGCGGAGGAGCAUGAAGGAAAACACGCACCUGACUUACGAGCAGUUCAUCGUGUUGUCCGGAGAGGACCUGAGGACGGUGCGGGACGAGUCUGUGGAUGUUGUCGUCUGUACUUUGGUGCUGUGCUCCGUCAGCAGCGUGCAUCAGGUGCUGCAGGAGGCCCGGCGGGUCCUCAGGACGGGCGGAGCUUUCUACUUUUUGGAACACGUCGUCUCAGAUCCCUCCUCCUGGACGUACUUCUUUCAGUAUGUGUUUGAGCCGUUGUGGUACUAUCUCGGGGAUGGAUGUACGAUCACCAGAGCGACUUGGAAAGACUUAGAGGCAGCCGGUUUCACUGAACUUCACCUGAGACACAUUGAGGCUCCAGAGGUCACUUUAAUGAUAAGGCCACACAUUAUGGGAUAUUCUAUCAAGUGACUGCAGGAGAGAAUGUACAAUUUAUUUUGGGCAUUCACUCGGAGCUCAAUCAUUAACCACUCUGACAAUAUUAACUGGCUGCUGACCAGUAAAAUAAACCACACAGCCCUGUAGGUGUAUGACAUUCGGUUUUCAUUUACAACCAACAUGAGCCACACUACUGAGUGAAAAUAUAUUUAUUUACUUACAGAAUCAGCAACAUUUCAUACACUGUUUGUUCUUCUUUCCCACCCGUCCCAUGAUGUACAUUAAUAAAUAUUACCUGGACACUGUGCUUUUUCCCUGAUUGUCUAAGUAACUGCCAAGAAACAACCAACAAACCACACUUAAUGUCAUCUUUUCUUUUACCCUUUAUACUCCAUUGCACAAAAAUAAGGAAUGACAAUUGUAACAUCUCCUAAAAGGGAAAUGAGGAGAAUUGCUGGUUCACAAAAUAAACAGAAAUCAUGUCUGUGUAGUAAUUAUACAGUCAAAAUUCUGCAGAUGCUGUUACAUUUUU